GAGACGGCGGCCGUCGAGUACGAGGUCAAGAAGAGCCGCUUCGUCGCGCGCGCGGCGCCGGCGACGACCUUCGAGGAGGCCGAGGCCUUCAUCGGGCGGCACGCGGACGACAAGGCGCGGCACAACUGCUGGGCGUGGUUCGGGGCCGCGAGCGCGCGCCAGUCGGACGACGGCGAGCCGACGGGCACCGCGGCGCAGCCGAUCCGCGCGGCCAUCGAGGGCGCGGACUUCGUGGACUGCGCGGUCCUCGUGACGCGCUACAAGGCGUCGACGGCGCCGAAGCUCGGCGCGGGCGGCCUCAUCCGCGCGUACGGCCAGGCCGCGCGCGACUGCCUGAAGACGGCC
Aureococcus anophagefferens is the source of this 345-nucleotide messenger RNA. RefSeq lists its product as hypothetical. The transcript has a single exon. Gene Ontology annotation, biological process: regulation of translational initiation. Lineage: Eukaryota; Pelagophyceae; Pelagomonadales; Pelagomonadaceae. Gene Ontology annotation, cellular component: cytoplasm. The record is from RefSeq and is a predicted model, not a curated record. The annotation marks the transcript as partial.